This is a messenger RNA of Phytophthora sojae, 1425 nucleotides long. It is a transcript of the gene SOL2C, whose product is annotated as elicitin. The record is from RefSeq and is a predicted model, not a curated record. Bases 1 to 1425 code for a protein of 474 amino acids. The transcript has a single exon. Gene Ontology annotation, cellular component: extracellular region. Lineage: Eukaryota; Oomycota; Peronosporomycetes; Peronosporales; Peronosporaceae.
AUGAAGCUCCUUCUCAUCGGCGCGGUGGCUGCCGCGCUGGCUCAGUCGACCUCGGCGGCAUCAUGCGCGAUCUCGACGCUCUCCAAUCUGCUUACGAACCAGUACAUCGACCAAUGCUCCGCAGACUCCGGAUACGUCUUCACGACGGGUGUCAAGCCCGUCCCGGCAGAGGUGGCUGGUAUGUGCGCGUCGGACGCGUGCCACAGUCUCCUGGCUGACGUGGUGGCCAUGGACCUGACCGACUGCACGCUGCCUAUUGGCGACAAGAUCUACUUGUUCGCCGACUUGGUCGACUACGUGUCAGACCAGUGCGAGGACGAGGAGAUUCCCGUUCCAACCACCGCCACGCCCCAGCCGACGACGGCGGCACCAACUCCGGCACCCACUGCAACUACCCCGGCACCGACGACAGCCAUCGCUUCAUGCACUUCAACCCAGCUGAAGUAUCUGCUGACUAGUACCUACGAGAAGCAGUGCAUUGCCGACACGGGCUAUCCAUUCACUUCACCGUAUUCGCCCACCGAUGCCCAAGUUGCCGCCAUGUGUGCAUCCGAGUCAUGCGUCAAUCUCUUUGCUUACGUCGGGUCAAUGGUGACAACCGACUGUCGGAUUCCAGUAGGCGGUAAGAUUCUUCUUCUUGCCGACUUAGUAUACUAUGUCUCGGACCAAUGCAGUCCGUUGACCACUGUACCGACCACGACAACCCCGGCAUCAACGACCGCAGCACCGGCAACGCCGACAGCGACAACGGCGACGCCCGUGGCGGCGUGCGCCACCAAGACCAUUACGGCGCUGCUCACGGACAGCUACAUCGACCAGUGCGCCUCCGACUCGGGGUACGCGUUCACGUCCGGCGUGCAGCCCGACGCGGAGGAGGUCGCCGGCAUGUGCGCGUCGAGCGCGUGUGCCAACCUGCUUGCCGAUGUGGAGGCGAUGGGUCUGUCGGAGUGCUCGCUGCCGAUCGGAAACAAGAUCUACCUGUUCCGAGACCUCGUGGACUACGUGUCGGACCAGUGCAGCGGGUCAACCACCACUGCACCCUCGACAACAACGACGGCCCCGGCAACCGCAGCACCGACAACAACGACCCCGGCAUCAACGACCGUAGCACCGACUACCGAGACGACCGCACCGGCAGCGGAGCCGCCCGUGACCUCAGCGUCUGGGUCUGGUUCGUUAAAUGGCGAAUCUCCUAGUACUGAUGCUCCAAGUACUAAUUCUUCGAGCGCCGCAUCAUCAGCGACUGGUUCUUCUGCUACGUCGACGUCUGGCUCGGAGUCGUCUAGUGCCGAAUUACCAAGUACCAGCACUCCCGAGACGGAAUCUCCCAGCACGAGCUCCCCGUCAACACCGAGUUCAUCCACCAAUUCUUCGACAACCGACGACACCCCAGAGCCAACAGCACCGACGCACGAAGCGUGCUAA